AUGACGUCAGAGCGACCGCCGCGGCGGCGGCGGCGCGCGGCGGCGGCGGCGGGCGGGUGGGCGGCCGAGGCCCCCGAGGAGUUCGAGGACGCGCCGGACGUGGAGCCGCUGGAACCGACGCUGGCGAACAUCAUCGAGCAGCGCAGCCUCAAGUGGAUCUUCGUGGGCGGCAAGGGCGGCGUGGGCAAGACCACGUGCAGCUGCAGCCUGGCCGUGCAGCUGUCCCGGGUCCGCGAGAGCGUCCUGAUCAUCUCCACCGACCCCGCUCACAACAUCUCGGACGCCUUCGACCAGAAAUUCUCCAAGGUGCCCACCAAGGUCACCGGCUACGAGAACCUCUUCGCCAUGGAGAUCGACCCCAGCCUGGGCGUGGCGGAGCUCCCCGAUGAGUUUUUCGAGGAAGACAACGUGCUGAGCAUGGGGAAGAAGAUGAUGCAGGAGGCCAUGAGCGCCUUCCCCGGCAUCGACGAGGCCAUGAGCUACGCCGAGGUCAUGAGGUGGG
Pseudopodoces humilis (Tibetan ground-tit) is the source of this 502-nucleotide messenger RNA. The record is from RefSeq and is a predicted model, not a curated record. NCBI's taxonomy places the organism in Eukaryota, Metazoa, Chordata, Aves, Passeriformes, Paridae.